CAACUUGCUUGCAAGAACACAAGAGCUCAAGACAAUGACUGAGAACACCAAGACAUUGACCGUGGGCGUGCUGGCGCUGCAGGGCGCGUUUGAGGAGCAUAUGGCCAUGCUGGAGGGCCUUACUGCCACCACUUCGUCCGGCCAGCAUGUGACUGUGACGUCUGUGGCCAUUCGCCUGCCGGAACAGCUCCAGAACGUGGAUGCCCUCGUGCUGCCUGGUGGCGAGAGCACCACGAUCGGCAAAGUAGCCGUGCGCUGGGGUCUCGUGGAGCCCCUCAAGAAGUGGGUGGCGGAUGGCCGUCCUAUCUGGGGCACUUGCGCCGGCAUGAUCAUGCUGAGCCAGCAGGCCAAGCACGCCGAGGAAGGCGGCCAGACGCUCAUCGGCGGCUUAGACGUUGAGGUUUCGCGCAAUUUCUUCGGCGCACAGGUGCGCAGCUUUGAGAUGCUCGUUGCCGGACCGCCGGGCUUUGACGCUGAGCCCUACAACGCCGUGUUUAUCCGCGCGCCCGCCAUUAUCUCAGUUGGUGAAGAAAUCGAGGUGUUGUCGCGUGUGGCCAACGCCAAACCCGCCGAUGGUUCCGACCCCCUGGACGUCAUCAUCGCUGCGCGCAAGGAAAACAUCCUGGUUACAGCCUUCCACCCGGAGAUCACAACCGACGCACGCUGGCACCAGUAUUUCAUUGAGAGCAUUGUCCUGCCGCGAGUAUGAGGCUGGUCUCCAAGCACGAGAACGAUAGAUUGUUGCAUUGCAUAGGUUUCGGGUGCAGUAGACGCUUGCAUGAGAUGCAUUAACUCAUAAAAGCAAUUGCGAAGCCCAGCU
Phytophthora nicotianae INRA-310 is the source of this 820-nucleotide messenger RNA. Its product is annotated as pyridoxal 5'-phosphate synthase, glutaminase subunit Pdx2. Gene Ontology annotation, biological process: pyridoxal 5'-phosphate biosynthetic process; pyridoxine metabolic process. The transcript has a single exon. The record is from RefSeq and is a predicted model, not a curated record. Bases 35 to 709 code for a protein of 224 amino acids. Gene Ontology annotation, molecular function: glutaminase activity. Gene Ontology annotation, cellular component: cytosol; glutaminase complex. NCBI's taxonomy places the organism in Eukaryota, Oomycota, Peronosporomycetes, Peronosporales, Peronosporaceae.